Molecule: messenger RNA, 2901 nt
Organism: Chlamydomonas reinhardtii
Lineage: Eukaryota; Viridiplantae; Chlorophyta; Chlorophyceae; Chlamydomonadales; Chlamydomonadaceae
Exons: 2
Coding region: 273-1106 (277 amino acids)
Source: RefSeq, a predicted model, not a curated record
GCCGUGGAGUAGCCGCUGGAACCCCCUGUCCUUGGCCAAAAGUGGCCGAAAUCCCAAAAAUGUCUUCGUCUGUUUGCCGAAAGACCCCCCAAGAUCCCGUGCGUUUCGGCCAAAAUUCCAAGUCAAUAUCAAAAAAAUUCGUCCGCCAGAGGCCUUUUUGGGCAAAUUUCGUUCCGAACGAAGGAAGAUACGAGCACUGCCGCAAGGUUCCGGCGGAUCUGCACGCCGCCGCAGAGGGGUCCGGUGAUGGCGCCCUCAGUGAUGCCGAGCUGAUGGCAGCGCUGGCUGGCUCCGCCAAUGGUAAAGCGCCUGGGUCGGACGGGGUUCCGUACGAGGUGUACAAGGUUUUCUGGGAGCUGCUGGGUCCGCGCUUGUGUGCUGCUGCUGCCGCUGCCUUUGCUGCCGCUGCAGACGCCCACGAUGGCGGUGAAAUGGCGGCGGCGCUGCCCGCCUCCUGGCGGGAGGGCAUCAUUACGCUCAUCUACAAGGGCAAAAGCCUGGACCGCGCCGAGCUGGCGUCCUACCGGCCCAUCACGCUGCUCAACUGCGACUUCAAGAUGGUGUCCAAGGCCGUCAGCGCCCGCCUGCAGCCCGCCCUGGAUGCAGUUGUGGAUGAGCUGCAGACCGCGUUCAUCACCGGCCGCUGGAUUGGAGACAACGCGCUGUACCUCCAAGGCCUGAUCGAAUGGAUGCGCCUGGACGUGGGCGCGGACGGCACGCCACGGCAGGGUGGUGCGCUGUACUUCUUGGACAUUGAAAAGGCGUAUGACCGGGUGCACCGGCAGUGGCUGUAUGCGUCCGCGGAGGGACUUGGGUUUGGGCCGCGCAUGCUGCGCUGGAUCCGCCUGCUCACUGCCAACGGCUCUGCCCGCGUGUGUGUGAACGGGAUGCUCUCUGACGCCUUCCCAGUGCUGAACGGCUUGCCGCAGGGCAGCACCGCCUCACCACCCCUCGGCGAGCAGGCGCCACCUGCUGCCCACCAUGCUGACGACACGACCCUCACGGCGCGCGACCCGGCGGUGGACGGGCCGGUCCUGAUGGCGGCAGUACAGCUGUUCUGCCGCGCGUCCAACGCCUGUGUCCAUCCGGACAAGAGCAAGGAAUAAUAAUAAUAUCUACGCAGGGCACAGGUGCCCGCGUGUCUUAAGGAGGAGUGAGACAAGCUCACCCCACCAUCGGAAAAACUUGAUUUCCCUACCCCGGCUCCCCUGCGCGGGGGCCGCCAUUGGCGGUCCCCUGGGUGCGGCCUCCCGGGCGGCAUCGGGUGUUGGCAAUGCCCAUCUCUCGCUCUAGCCGGUAGUACAGGUUUGCGGUGCCCCGGAGUGUGGUGACGCUAUGCAUGUGGAGACGUGUGCAGCAGGCCUUGGCUGCCUGCGGUUUGGCUCCUAGGUCUUUAAGGAGAGUUUCAAGGGUACGGGGGACAGUGCCACCGUGGCCCAGUGUAAUAACGUGUUUAGUAUCGUAGUGCACAGUCCACCCUGCAGCUCGCAUGGCAGUGGCAAGGGUGGCGUGCUGUGCUUGUUUUUGAAUGAGCUUCUCGCUGUGGUGCAGGUCAGAGGUGUAUCCAACUUCAAGGAUGUACACUGGGUAGGCCCCUUUGUUGGCUGGUGGGGAUGUCAUGAAGCGUUCUGCUUCGGACCGGGGAAGGUUCGGGAUAAACAGGAUGUCAGGCCGCAUCCUGUUGAGGUCUGCAGCGGGCACUUGCGGGCAGAGCCAGGACGGCGGCCGCAUGCCCGCGCAGUACUCAGGCAGUUCAGCUCGGGAGGUGGCAUCCAUUAUCAUGUAGCCACCACCGUUGUGACCAUGGUGUAGGCAUUCGGCAAUCGUCCGCACUGCAGUGUUGUGUUUGGCUAUCCUAGCGCCAACGAGUUGGGGGUGCGCGCAGUGGCCGGCCAGGUGACCUGCGGUGCCACGCUCUGGGUCAGAUCCGCGGCUGCGCUGGGUGUGGGCACAGAGACCACAUUUGUCGCUGUCUCGUAGUUUAAACAAAGCCAGCCGGGCCGGGCAGAUGAGGCCUCCCUGACGAGCAUUCUGUAUGAACCGGCGUAGGCCGUGGCUGGCGUCCGAAUUCGUCAUGUACGCAUUACUGGCGCGUGGGUCAAGGCUGGGUGCUGCCUCGGCCCAUUUCUCAGUGUACAGGGUUUUGUUGGCGUGUCCACCACGGCAGCUGGGGGCCAUUGCCCUGGUGAGGCCCCGGUUCAGGUCCGACACGUAGUGCGUGGCUGUGCUGUCGUCGUCCCUGGUGACCGUGAAGGUCGGCCACCAGUGCCGGGCGUGCGGGUCGUUGUCGGCCGGUUCGGAUACAUCGGCGGGUUUUUCCUGGGUGGCGACGGCAGCCGCCCCUUUAUCGGCUUCCUCGUUGCCGUGUAGCCCGGUGUGCGAGAUCACUUUAAUCAGAGCGGUGGGUGCGCCCCGGGCGUGGCGUGCAUGGAGCAGUGCCACGAUUGAAUCCAGGAGGUCCCGAUGUUUACUCAGAUGCAGUCGCCGAGGCUCGUUAAUUGCUCGUUUGAUUAGGUACAAGCUUGCAACAGAAUCUGAUGCAAUAGUGAGCUUCUUGGUUGCAAAUUCUUUACCUUCGCCACCAAAUUCUGCGAGGGCAGCACGAAUUGCUGCCAGUUCAGCUCUCGUAAUAGUGUUUGUACACCCAGCGCCAUUUGGAUUCACGUAGACAACGCGAGAAUCGCUAAACCAGGCGCAGGCGCCGGCAACCUGGACUUCUUUGCCAUUGUCAGUUUUGAUUUUGCUUACCGAACCGUCUGUCCAGACAAUGCCAUUCACGUCGUGGGCCAGAGCAUGGUGGGUCUGGAAUCGCGCGUUAGGAAAGCGUCGUGCUUCGUCAGCCAUGGCGUGUAUCGUCUUUGGAUUAGCGUGCUGGUAUUUGGCUUGCUUUAGAAGUGAGUU